Molecule: messenger RNA, 3089 nt
Organism: Hylaeus volcanicus
Lineage: Eukaryota; Metazoa; Arthropoda; Insecta; Hymenoptera; Colletidae
Exons: 5
Coding region: 349-1209 (286 amino acids)
Source: RefSeq, a predicted model, not a curated record
UUCGCGUCUCUCUAGCUUACGGAAGUAUCGUGCGUUACGAAACGACGUUAGCCCUGUCCUUAGGAGAAACAGUGGUCUGAAACCGGUUUGGUACCUACCGUUUCGACGAAACUAAUAACGUUACCAUAAUUUAAGACCGAACGAUCCUACAAAUCGAUUUUACCGCCAGUUUUUAUUACGUGUUUCUAUCAGUUUCACAUUUGUCGCGUGUCGCAUCCAACGUAACGAGUUGGACGCAAGCAGAGUAGCUCAGUCCAGUAUCUUCCGUUAGAACGUACAAGUAACGCAACGAUUAAAGGCUAGAAGGAACGAAACAAUGAAGGAUUUGAUCUACUCGCGUUGAAAUAGAUGAUAAAGGAAAUGUGCGAGAUAGCCAAGGCCCAACGUAGAACGUUUCGCGAUCAGGACCCUCCGAGAAUACGUAACGCAAGUGACGGUAACUCGAAAAACGAGCUCGAGUUUUCCGAGUCGACACCGAAUUUGCCGACGAUUCAUCAACGCGCGUCGAGUUUCGAGAAAUGUUUCAGCGAGUCGAUGUUUCUUGAGAAGGACAGGGAGAAUUGGAAGAACCCGAGAGAAGAUUCGACGACACGAGAGAAUAUCUCCAAUUCCGUUCGGGACGAUAGCGUCGGAGCAUCCCAUACGGGCGAACAGUGUGACCUUCCAAGCAUCAACAACUUCUCAAAGACAAUCUCUGAUAAAGUGUGUUCGUCCGGGCGUCACGACGGCGAGGUGAUUGGUAACGGCUCCAAGAACGACACGGACAGCUGCGACGGUUUAACAAACGGGAGAGAUAUGGCGCCGGUGUUGGGUGUACCACCUCCGCCGCCACCUGCUCCUCACAUGGGACCGGACGGUUUGAUCGUGCCAAGAAAACCGUACAACCCUUACCUCACGUCCGGUAAUCAUAAGGACCUUCGCAGGGAGUUAUUGUUCAACCAGAAGAUAGGCAGGAACGUGCUGAAUCAAAAAAGCGAACUUCAGCGAGCGCUGGAGAAACAGAGGGAGGCUGCGUCCAGACGCGAAGCUGAAAAGAAUCGGGAAGAGAAUUACAAAGAUGAUCCCCGGACCGCGUUGCAAAGAGCCAUCGAGCAGAGAGCGAAGCACAUCGAAAUGGCGCUGGAACAGUCGCAGCCAACGACGGAGCCAUCCAGUAACCUUUUAGCGACGGCGAGAGCGAAACUGAGACCUCGUACAGAUUCCCAGUGAAUUCGCGAAACAAAAGUAACAAGAAACUCAGAAACAAAAUGUUGGUCGAUCGUGUAAUGUGAUAAGUACACCAUCGUGUGGGAGAGCGACGCGAUCGAUUCGUUGCGUCGCGUCGCCUCGCGUCGCGACGCGACUGGGAUGUUUCAUCGCGUUCUGUAACUCGACCGAUGUAAAUACAUAUAUGUAAUCUGAUAAGAGACGGUUAGACGGCAAACGAGGAUUAUGUGAUUCGCCGAUGGAAAGAACAAUUCUGGGAAUGCGAAAAGGAGAGGUCGUGUCCGGUGUCGAUAGAUUUAUUCGCCUGGAGACUAUUCAAUCCGUGGUACGCGUCUCUCUCGUAAAAGUAGAAACGUUGCCUUACUCUGUCAAAGUUCCGAGGCGAUUCAUUUUCUUUCUAAGCGACGUCGAGUCCGAUUAGACAGUCAGUCUACCCUAGCGUUAGAAUCCUUUCCUUCCGCGAAUUGCGGGAGAACAACGUGCACGAGAAACUUUUUCUAUUCGAGCGCAUACUCGAGCGAGGCCUUACGACGCUAAUUCUCGGAAUUCCCUACGAAAACAUAGUCGGGGAAGCGACGCCGACGGUUUUCCUACGGGCGAUAUUCCUCGACCUUGUGCCUACGCGAGUGCGCGAUACGGCACCGUUUCUCUCCUCGUCUCUUCCCCCCCCUGAGACCCAACAAAGAAUAACACGUCAAUGUUUACGACGAACAGGCCUUAACGGACCGCCUUGAUGCGAAUAUAUUAUUGGCGACCGAGAAUACCUCUCGAGGUUACGAAGGAAUGCUUCUCGGUUGUUAACGAUAGUUUUUGACCAUUUGUCAAGCCGAUUCGAUAUUUUGUUAUGUGCUCGAGCCUUCGAGGCAGUUCUCGUAUAGAGUCGAAUACCGUUAGCGUAAUUAAAGUAACAGAACUCUCGUGAAUAGUAUAGGAAAAGUGUAUAAAUUAAGACAUAAAAAAAAAAAAAGAUAUUGCGAAACGUAAGCUCGUCGAAUGCUAGCUUAUCAUCGUGCCUGAAUUUGUAUGGAGACCAGACCUGAAUUUAAAGUACAGACUACCUUGUCGCAGUAGGGAUAAUCGUUGAACCGACACCCCGGGACCAUACAGUUGUAGUACUUUACGGUAGCGAACGCGAAAGAUUUUUCCAACUCUAGAAUACCAAACAAAUAUUCUUUCGCUACAUCGUUCGACUAUCCCACCCUCUUUGGCGCGCAAGUAUGAACACUGUUCCACGCGUUGCAUAAAGAAGAAUUCAAAUUUAAAGAAAGCGAUGGGAAUCAUCCUGGAAUUCAGUCCAAGACUACCAUAAAGAGAAAAGUUGCAAAGCAUAGUUGAAUUCAUUGUACGAAUGAACAUGAGCAAAUCGAUAAAAAAGUGGGAGCAGUGCUUGACAUGAUUCGCGGGAAGAGGAGUGGCCGUGAACGACGAAAAUCUUUUGCCUUUAGCAGAGAAAUUAAAAGUUUUAUACGUUAACGUAGCAGCAUUUAUUAGACUACAGUGUUCAUAGUUUGGAAAAGAAAUGAAACAUAUAUUGUUGCGUUAUACUAUUUCGAUUGACAGCGCUCUGAAAUGUAGGAACGUGAUCGUUGAUUGGAACCUAGAGAUUCUUCUAUCGAUAAUAGCGCGUCAAAGUGUAUUCAAUUUUAUUACUUCCAAACCGUAAUUAAAGCAUGCUUAUUAUUCUAACGUAAAAUUUAACAGAGUUAAAAAUGAAACGAUAAAGUAUAUAGCCGAUUAACGAGUUGAGAUGUUUAACUUGAAUUUUACCACCACCGCGUUAUGUGCACCAAAUUCUGUCCUAUGACAGAUGCAAACCAAUCAUGUUUAGGACCACCGUCGCAUUGGUAUAAUUAAAGUAUCAAAUAUAUUUUAUUCAAUAUUGA